Molecule: messenger RNA, 1855 nt
Organism: Sesamum indicum (sesame)
Lineage: Eukaryota; Viridiplantae; Streptophyta; Magnoliopsida; Lamiales; Pedaliaceae
Product: S-adenosylmethionine decarboxylase proenzyme
Biological process (GO): spermine biosynthetic process; spermidine biosynthetic process
Cellular component (GO): cytosol
Molecular function (GO): adenosylmethionine decarboxylase activity
Source: RefSeq, a predicted model, not a curated record
GGACUCCUGGACGUUCUAGUCUCCCAUCAAUUCGCUCCUCCACACAUCCAAUUCGAGAAUUCUCUAUAUAGCUUCGUCGCCCUUCAUCUGCAAAUAAUUGAUCGAGAGAGCCUCAUUUUUUUUCCGAUCCUCUACAGGACUCGUUGUUUGGAUCUGAUUUGAUUGUUGAAGCUUGCAGCAAGAAUAUAUAUCUUCACCGGUGGUUGUAAUUCUUCAUAUAUCCAUCGUUGGUUUUUUCCAGGGAAAAUUGAAUGAUCUAAUGGAAUCAAAGGGUGGGAAAAAGAAGUCUAGUAGUAGUAAAUCCCUAUUCUACGAAGCUCCCCUUGGAUACAGCAUUGAAGACGUUCGACCACACGGAGGUAUCAAGAAAUUCAGAUCUGCUGCAUACUCCAACUGCGUCCGAAAGCCAUCCUGAGAUCCCCCAAGCCUCGCGAUAACCACAUCCUGUUGUUCAAAAGAAUUGUGUUUCAACCUCUAAGCUCUACUUCCUCUUUUCUUUUCUUCUUUCCUCAUCCUUGUUAUUUUCGCUUCAAAACAGCACUUCUAUCUAGUUAGUCGAAAUGGCAUUGCCAAUCUCUGCAAUUGGAUUUGAAGGGUACGAGAAGAGGCUCGAGAUUUCUUUUUCUGAGCCUGGUGUAUUUGCUGAUCCUGGCGGGUGCGGCCUUAGAUCUCUUUCCAAAGGCCAAUUGGAUGAAAUAUUAGAACCUGCACAGUGCACCAUUGUCUCCUCUUUAAAGAAUGACGAAGUUGAUUCCUAUGUCCUAUCAGAGUCUAGCCUCUUUGUUUACUCAUACAAGAUAAUACUGAAAACUUGUGGGACUACGAAACUGCUGCUUUCUAUCCCACCCAUCCUUAAGAUGGCUGAUUCACUUGGACUGACGGUGUGUUCUGUUAGAUACACCCGUGGAAGUUUCAUCUUUCCAGGCGCUCAGCCCUUUCCCCAUAGGAGCUUUUCAGAAGAAGUGGCUGUUCUGGAUAGCCAUUUUACUGUACUUGGUCUGAGCAGCAAAGCAUAUGUGAUGGGUGGUGAUGAUGAACAUGAGAAAUGGCACGUCUACUCUGCCUGUGCCAAAACAAGCGAGCUGGCUCCUGUUUAUACCCUGGAGAUGUGCAUGACCAAUCUGGACCAGAAGAAAGCCUCCGUUUUCUUUAAGAGCCAAUCUGACUCUGCGGCUGUAAUGACUGAAGUUUCUGGCAUCAGGAAAAUCCUUCCAGACUCUGAGAUAUGUGAUUUUGAUUUUGAUCCCUGUGGUUAUUCCAUGAAUGCAAUUGAGGGGGCAGCAAUCUCUACAAUUCACAUCACCCCUGAAGAUGGCUUCAGCUAUGCUAGUUUCGAAGCGGUUGGCUAUGAUUUCAAGCAAUUGGAUUUGACUCUACUACUGGAGAGGGUGUUGGCCUGCUUCAAGCCAGCGACGUUUUCUGUGGCUUUGCAUGCCUCUGUUGCUGAGAAGGAACUGGACUCUGAGUUCACACUGGACGUGAAGGGAUAUACCUGUGGAGGAAGGAGCUACAAAGUGCUUGGAGAUGGAGGAGCAAUGAUGUACAACAGUUUCACUAGCCAAGGGAGCUGCGGAUCCCCCAAAUCAAUUCUGCAUUGCUGUUGGAGUGAGAACGAGGAUGAGGAAGUUGAGAAGAAAUGAUCUCAUAUUAGCCCAUGUUUGAUUUACUACUAAUUGCCGUAUAUUACUCUAUGGUUGAAAUGUUUUUCUUAGGAGCCUCUGGGUGUUGGAGAAUGAAUAAAUUGCUCAUGUCUCUCUCGGUCUGUAUUUGAGCAAACCUACUAGUUAUUAUGUUACUUUGUAUUUUGUAAUAAAACUUUGAGAUUGUGUGGUUUUAAUGUCCUACUUUCAUUGCA